GCGAUUUAAAAGCAAGCAAUUAUUCAAAUUGUAUAUUCACCUUAGCAGUAAACAAUAGAAAACAUAAGUGUUUCUAAUUUUUGGAGCUUGUUUAAAAUAGCUAAAUGAGGACUUAAAAAAGCUAAAUUUGCAUCCCUUGUAAAUAGAUAUUUUGAAUUUGUUGCGAACUUCUCGCGGUCUUAAAUUUGUUCAUUGGAUAUAUGGGGGUCAAGGAGUUAUGGGGAGUGCUCACACCCCACUGUGAACGAAAACCUAUUAAUGAACUGCGUGGCAAGAAAGUGGCCAUUGAUUUAGCAGGCUGGGUGUGCGAGUCCUUAAAUGUUGUUGACUAUUUUGUGCACCCGAGGCAUCACUUAAAAAAUCUUUUCUUUCGCACCUGUUAUUUAAUUUGGGAACAGGUCACUCCUGUUUUCGUUUUGGAAGGGGUCGCUCCAAAACUCAAGAGCCAAGUGAUAGCCAAAAGAAAUGAACUCCAAUUCCGGGGAGUAAAACCUAAGAAUUCUCCUGAAUGUACUCAAACCCAGGCUCCCAAAGGCGACAAAGGACGAACCCGGUUCAAUCAUGUUCUCAAACAGUGUGAAAAUCUUCUUCUCUCCAUGGGAAUCCAGUGCGUCCAAGGUCCUGGCGAAGCGGAGGCCUACUGCGCCUUUCUCAACAAGCAUGGAUUGGUGGAUGGCGUUAUCAGUCAGGAUUCGGACUGCUUUGCCUAUGGAGCCCUACGAGUUUAUCGCAACUUCUCAGUUUCCACCCAAGGAGCCCAAGCAGCUGCUGGCGGCGCUGUGGACAUCUACGAUAUGAGGGACAUCACCGCCCGCAUGGACUUCGGUCAGCAUAAAAUCAUUGUGAUGGCUCUGCUUUGCGGAUGUGACUACUGCCCCGACGGCAUUGGUGGAAUUGGAAAGGAUGGUGUUUUAAAACUCUUCAACAAGUACAAGGACACUGAGAUUCUGGAAAAACUAAGGAACUGGCGCAAGGAAACAGACAAAUACAACGCUCUGGAAAUUCGCGUGGAUGAUAAAUCUAUCUGCAGCAAUUGUGGGCACAUUGGGAAAACCCAGAGCCACACAAAAAGUGGUUGCAGUGUUUGUCACACCCACAGAGGCUGUGAUGAAAGUCUUUGGAAAGAACAGCGAUUAUCCAUCAAGGCAGAAUUAACUUUGCGCAGAAAAGCCUUGUUAGCUGAAGAUUUCCCCAAUGAAGAGAUUAUUGCCGAGUUCCUUAGUGAACCUUCUAAAAUACCAACACUUAAUCUUAAUUGGCGGCAACCAAAUCUGGUGAAAUUCAUCAAGCAAAUAGGACACCUAUUGCAAUGGCCGGAGAUAUACUGCUUUCAAAAGUUCUUCCCCAUUCUCACGCGCUGGCAGGUCCAGCAAACAAAAAAGGAGAACAUCCUUAUUGAGCCAAUUGAAAUCAUUAAAAAGCGCACGGUUAAAGGCGUGGCCAGUUUGGAACUGCGCUGGCAUGAUCCAAGCGGCAGUUUUAAAGGUCUCAUUCCUGACAACCAGAUUGCCGAGUUUGAAUUGGAGCAUCCAAAGGGAAUAGAAGAACUUUACUACACUAUUGAGCCAUUGGACAUGCUGGAGACAGCGUAUCCAGAAUUGGUGUCUGCCUUCUUGAAGUCUAAGGAAAAGCCCGCCAAGAAACCCACAAGAAAGAAGAAAACUGCAGCAGAGGAAGAAGACAAGGAAAAUGAGCCAAAACCAAAGCCGAAACGGGCCGUUAAAAAGAAAAAGGAUGUACCUGAUCAAAAUCAGCCUUUAUUACAACAAUUUUUGAGGCGUGACAAAGAAAGUACUCCAGUCAAGAGUUCUGCUCCACAACGCCAGCAAUGUUCAACUCCCAUAACCAAGUUCGUGCCUUCAGACCUGGAGAGCGACUGUGAUGCUGAGGUGUUCGACAUGUCUGAUAUUGUAAAUGGUAUUAUAUCAAAUCCAAAUUCCAAGCCAGCACUGACCAAACACGAAGGACACCAGCUGCAUUACGAAUCAAUGGCUGAGGAUUUAAGCUUGCGAAUGGCGCAAAUGAGUUUGGGAAACAAAGAGGACUCUCCUCUGGAAAAAGAAAAGAAAAGAGACCUUUCACAAAUCGAACAACUACCACAGAGUAAGCGGCUGUCGUUAGAUGACAGCUUCGAUUUACUGGUAAAGGGAGACCGAAAUUUUGCCAAGACUCCAGUAGAGCGGUUCAAGCUCCAACACCGCCUAAGCGAAAAGAUUCCAACUCCAGUAAAGCCUUUAGCUAAUAUAAGUUACUUUUUUGAUCAAAGUUCCAACAAUGCCGACGUCUUUGAGGAACUAAUGAACUCGAGCUUGGCGCCGCAGGAUCAAGAGGACAACGAAGAAGAGGAAGAAGAUGAAGACCUAAUAUUAAUUAGUGAUUAAACAAAUAUUAUACA
This is a messenger RNA of Drosophila ficusphila, 2395 nucleotides long. RefSeq names its product flap endonuclease GEN (gene Gen). Gene Ontology annotation, molecular function: four-way junction DNA binding; 5'-flap endonuclease activity. Lineage: Eukaryota; Metazoa; Arthropoda; Insecta; Diptera; Drosophilidae. The transcript is spliced from 5 exons. Bases 201 to 2381 code for a protein of 726 amino acids. The record is from RefSeq and is a predicted model, not a curated record.